GCUCUCAGGUUUCUCUCUGCUCCCGUAAACGAGUUCUCCUCAUUGGUCUGUUCACUGCGUUCCGACAUUCGACUUUGACAAACGAUAUAUUGUAGAACAGGCCGUAGUAAACAUCUUAAGAAUGUUGGCUAUUGACAAUUGAACAUUAUUGAGGAUCGUUUGGUGCAUGAAGGAAAGUGUGUGUUGUGUUGCUGGAAUGCAAUUUGACGAUGGAUCAAGGCAUAUGAUCAUAAUUAUGUAAUAUAACAAUUGCAACGCACCAUAUAUUUAUGACAACUUGUAACAAAAGGAUGGAGCUUAGGCAUUUUAAAAUUAUUACAAUUUUGAACUCUCCUGUCACAUAAGCUUCUUUUCAACAAUUUGGUUAUAAUGUGUACCUUUUUGUACAAUAGUAUAAUCAAAAUUGAUUUUACAUAAAGAAAAAGUGCUAGAAUGAAAUAAAGUACAUAAUGGCGGAAUCUGAGAAUGCAGGCACACUGGAGUGGACGCGUCCCGAUCAGGUGAUGCGACUACAUCGUAUGAAAUUAAAAAAACGUGCUUUGCAAGCGCGCAUGAACAAAACGCACAGCAACACGACCGAUACUCACGACUCUACGGAGAAUUCAGAUAAAUUUAACUUCAGCGUACCACAGCGCUUAUCCCAAAAGCGCAAAAACCCAUUCGCGAUUAAUGAAACGUGCAAGAAGCAGAAGGACGAAGUGACGGCUGCAUUGGAGAUCAGCAAUGACAAUACAUUGUUUGAGUUGUUUCAACUCAAUGUCCAACAAGAAAAGCAAACAGCAGAAUCGUCCGUGGACGGAACUCUGACAUUUGCCAAUGUUCUUUCGAAGUUAGAAUCCACCACACACACGGCUGACGUGAAUGCGCCAAAAGGCGAGAAGUAUAUUCCUAUCGAUUGGACAUUGAAGACUAAAAUGAGGUUUAUGUCUCCAAAACCUUUUCCAUGGAACGGCAAGCUGAAAACGAGCGAGGAAGCGUCGGGAACCACAGGUUUUGUCAGGUGUCUGAAUAUCGGAGAACAGGAGACAACGUUGGACACCAGUCUGAACGCGAGGUUCCACCAGUGUUGCUUGAUAUGGCAGCAUCCGUCGUUACCGUGGCUGGAACUGUUCCCUCGUUCUGCCGGCAAAGUGAGCGCUAGUCUUGCGAGUAGCACAUCGAUAGCGAACAACCAAUGUAUGAAGGAUGCGCUACACAGAGAGUGGUGCGACAGUUUCAGAUCCUUGUUUCACUUGCUACGUGCGAGACAGUGUCCCUACUUCUAUGUGUGUGCGAACACGUUCACGGCGCUUUUCCGCGCCGCCGGCAUCUGCGGACUGUCAGAGAUUCACGCACUCCUCACACCCACAACACGCGGGUUCCGUCAGGCGUUGAAACAAGAAGAAAUUGAAUAUUAUAUGCCUCUAAGAAAAGAUUACAAGAGACGAUCCGGAACGACUGAUUGCGAUAGUAGAACCGCGGAUCUGAGUCUGUUGAAUGAAGGAACGGCGGAUCAUCAAGAGGAGGUUGACGAUUACGAAGAGCUGGACGAGGCUCAAGACGCGUGGCUCAAAAGUCUGGGUGUGGAGAACUCGGAGAUCCGGAAGAUCAAUCAUUCUCAGGCGAGGAUGACACUGGAGAAGGAGAGUGAGGGAGACAAUAUGAGACAGUCUCUGGUAUUCGUCAAAGGCGUGGAAGCGCAGGCGUUAUUUAACUUUCUGAUCAACUGCAAGUCUGCUACCGCGACGACUGGCGUGCUAGCCGGUGUCCCUCCUACGCUUCUGGCACCGACGGCCUUUCACGGCGCUUCAUUAAAACCGCUCAAGGUCAGAGAAAGCAUUGUGCGUGUUGAGAAUGAUCGAUAUCAUUCCCUCGAGCUGAGAGGGCCUCUCUUACCGCACGUGCUGCCUUCUCUCUGCCACCUGAUGGAAUCCAGUCAAUUAGAGCAAUAUUCAGCGAGCUGCGCACAGCUGGUGACGACUACUUCGUUUUCUGCUGCGAAGCACGGCGCCGACGAAGUAACUGUCGCGGAAGGGGAAGAUCACAAUGCCGCGAAGAUACCGCCUAAUAUCUUCGGACAAGAAAACCUGAGUGAUUGUGGGUUUAACAAAGAAUUGUUGAAGCAUUUCUGCAAUACCGACCCGAGCAGGAUAGAGGUUUUGGAAAGCUUCAAGUUUUUCAAUGGAUUGUACACAUGGUCAUGAUGAUGGUUUGAGAAUAUCAAAUUUGGGGAGGAACACGCGUUUGGGUAUAUGUUUGUAUGGUCUAGAUAUGUUUGAACUUUAAUGAAAGGUUAUAAAUAAGGAUGGAAUCAAGUACACUCUAAAAUCUGAUUUUUCAAUAGAAAUUUAAAAUUAGAUUUUUAAAUUUAAACUGUUGAAAAAUACAUUAAAUACACAUUCCCAGGACAAAGCUUAAACUUAAGUCUAAGUCUAAACUACUAUUGAAAAAUCGACUCUAAAUGGUGUCGAUAUUAUUUGCGACAUCUUUAUAUUUUAUACUUGAUUCCAUGUUUGGUUGUGUCGGUUUCUUCACAAACGUAUGAAAAUAGUCUACGAUGAUGUGUAAGCGCUAUUCGCAUCGUUACAUCGCUGGCGACUUGUAACUAAUAAGGAGAUUUAGUCACGCGGAGCUUUAAUGAAAACAAGACGUCCGACAUGCUACAGUUGUGCUGUUAUAUACGCGAGGACUGCGAUCAUGGGAUUUGCAUUCGCAUCUUUAUUGACUUGUAAUUUAAUGUGAGACAUAUAUACCCUCGAGCAGUAAUGAGGUCUGUUCUUUUUCAAAGAACUGAACGAGUGCAAUAAGUUGAAGUGAAAGAAUAGGUCUGUUCUUUUUAACUGAAUUACUUGAACCGGUGUACUAAGAGUGAGACAAAUAUAUCUUGUUUCACUCUAAUUUAUUGCAGUUCAGGCAGUUCAGUUAAAAGGAAAAGAAAGACCUAAGGUGUAUACUUGUGUCAUUCUGAUUUAUUACAUUAGUUCAGAAGUUUUUGCAAAAAGAACAAACCUAUAGACUUUCGUCGGUUUUCUCCUUAGACGGAAGACUUCGUCCGCAUGCGUCAAGAUUUUUGAUUGGCUAAGAGACAUCGUACACAAAAUGCAAAUUUAUCCCCCAAAGCGGUAAGCGCAUACUCUUUCAUAAAGGCAUAAUGCAGAACGUAUAAGAAAACUGACUAAUCAGAGUCUUUUAAAAGGUCAUAGAAAAGGACUCUGGUUCAUUUCCUUGCGUCGUGUAUUGUCUUUGUGCAAGAGUUAUGCUUCUCACUUGAGAUGUCGCUUAUGCAUGCACACAAGGCUACCACCUGAGGAGAAAAUCCACGAAAGCCCUUCACUGCCCUCGAAUAACAAGUACGCGAGCUACCGAGCGGGCAAAUAUUAUCGACUCUGGGUAACAGCGCUUUUAUCCAAGCGGAAUGUAAACGGCAACUGUUGACCCCGAUGAUAAUUCUCUAGAUUCACAACGAAAUCGAUGUCAUCUUGUAAAUAUCGCGACACCUUGAUCUCUGUCACUUUACAUAUCAUUAUGUCUGUGAGGAAAAUAAAUUAUUAUUUUUACUGCGUUUA
Messenger RNA from Odontomachus brunneus, 3545 nucleotides. It is a transcript of the gene hd, whose product is annotated as protein downstream neighbor of son homolog. The record is from RefSeq and is a predicted model, not a curated record. Gene Ontology annotation, cellular component: nucleus. Bases 450 to 2183 code for a protein of 577 amino acids. Gene Ontology annotation, biological process: nuclear DNA replication. NCBI's taxonomy places the organism in Eukaryota, Metazoa, Arthropoda, Insecta, Hymenoptera, Formicidae. The transcript has 9 exons.